Molecule: messenger RNA, 1763 nt
Organism: Neurospora tetraspora
Lineage: Eukaryota; Fungi; Ascomycota; Sordariomycetes; Sordariales; Sordariaceae
Exons: 2
Coding region: 270-1763 (497 amino acids)
Source: RefSeq, a predicted model, not a curated record
CUCUCUUCCUUUUGAAGAUCUUGAACUGAUCAUCCAAACCAGAACGAAACUCAACAGUUACGUCUGGCUGUAAACUCAAUUCGCCAUUCCAAGCCAUUUUCACAAGCACUGAGGCGUGUUUUGGAGACAGUUUGUGGAAGACAUCUCACGAUCAUCUGCGCUUUCCAUCUGGGCCAUCAAGAAAACUCCCAAGAAGCCAUCGCGACACUCACGUUUUCCUCGCCAACCAAAGCCACAAUUCAAACAAGAAUAACCCCAGAACCUCAAAAAUGGGCGGCUCCCUAAAACUCCGCAAAGUCUUUGGACUCAAACCCAAAUCCUCCUCCGCCAACCUUCAACCUCAACCCAUCACCCCCGACAACUUCAACAGCAACGAUCUCAACGCCAACGGCAUUUACUCCAACAACGGAGGCUACCACUCCUACACUCCCAAUGGCUCCUCCGCAUUUUCCUCCAACAACUCUGGCCAGGCGCCCGGCUUGAGUUCUAUUUCCGAGCUGCCAGCAAAUGAAUACGGAAAUGGGUACACCCAUCACGCCCCGCCGCAGCAUCAGGGGCAGCAGCACCACCGGGGCCAUGACCACAACAGAAUGUCCCUCCCGGUACAGGCCAGACCCGGUCCACCGAAUCCGCAAUACCCUCAUGAUCCAAACGCCUACUACCAGCAUCAUGAUCGAAGCAGCGGCAAUCUGUCUCCUCAAGAUGCUGUCCACCAAAGUGGCGGCAAUCGCGACCGUCGCAGCGCCAGCCUUGGUUCCCGACUGAGUCUAAGCAACUUCGGCAGUACAAGCAGCAACAGCAGUCUCGGGAGAAGCAGCGUGACAACCUUGUCCACCAUGUCCUCCGCCGCCACUUCCCCCGGUCCCGGUCCCGGUCCGGCAUCUCCUCACCAUCUGUCGCACACCCAAUCCCAGGGGUAUCUAGCAGCAGCCCAGCCCAACUCCCCUCGCUACCCAGGCCAACCUGUUCACGGUCAAGGUCAUGGUGGACAACCCCAACCCCAAGAACAUGAACAGGCUGCUGCGAAACACCGUAACUUCACCAACCCCCUCUCUUCGUCAAGACACAGAACCACCGGAAGCCAACAAUACCCCCCACAAACUCAAACCCAAACCAACGUCCUCCACAAACAUGAACCCGCCGUGCAACCCCCCUACCCCGUUUCCGAGCGCGGUUCCCCCCCUCCCCACGGGCACUCCCGCUCCUCCGGCUCUCACUCCCAAAACCUCCAAUCCUUCGCCCACCGCACCUCCCUCCACCCCGGCAUCCCCAAGUCCUCCUCCAACUCCCAUCCCACCCAACCCCAACCACACAAUCAAACCCAAACCCAAGCACAACAACAAACCCCCUCAGCAGCCGACAUCCGCCGCACCACCAAACUUUUACGCAGGAUGUUCGAGCUCCGCCUCGAACAAUGGGCCCUUAGCCACUCCCACGAGUCGGACCAGCACCUGGUUCACGAAAAGCGGGGACAGGUGGACGCCGUGUUGGCGGAUAUCUUGGGCAACGUGCGGAGUUGGGGGACAGGCGGGCGGGAGAACUGGACGGAGGAGGAGUGGGAUGAUGUUUGUCUUGUUAGGGAUGUUUUGGGGGAGAUGAGUGCCCCUGGUGCCCCUGGGGGGUUGUCCGAAGGUGCCCGAGGACAGGUUCGAACGACCGUUGCUUCUAAGGUAGAUAAGAGGGCAGUCACAAACAGAAGUGGCGCGUCGGACGAGGAGAUUGAGGAGUCAAUACGUGCAAUUCAGAGAACCAUGUCAUUGUAA